UACAACAGCCAGUUGAUUCAAAGCGGAGCGAUUCGUGGAUUCGUUGUCAUCGUGUCGUCGUCGUUUUUGUCGUUGAUUUCCGUUUGUGCAUGCAGAUAAAGCCAGGUCUUGACUAGAUUCUCGACUAGGCCUACAAUCGAAACCGAAAAACCGAACUCGGCUAAUGGAAAAUAAACAAACAAACAAGGCCCAAAUUUUGUUUGCCGCGCAUUAAAAAAUAUCUAAAACCUUGCCAGCAAAUCUUGGUGUUUUAAAAAUGAGUAUUACCUAAAAAAAAAAACUAAAAUAUAUCAGUGCGGUUAUUAAAUACAAAAUCGUUAACAAAGCAGUUGAAGAAAGUCAACUAGAAAGUGCAAGAAAAAUUGAAACAAAACCGAGCGAAAACAAAAGUAUUUGGUGCUAGCGCAUUAAAGUGAUUUUCACAGCGUGUGUUUCUUGGGAUAAGCGAAAAGCCAGCAAAAUUUACUGCUUUGGAAACUCAGCUCUCAACAUAAAAACCAGCAUCGAUACCGUUACCGAAACGGGCAGCACCAUCAACAUCAACCCCCCCAGCGGCACCACCCACCUCCAGAUUCAGCACCACCAGGUUCAGCACCACCCCCAAAACAGUGCGAGAAUGCUGUUCGAGAAUCCGGCGGUUGCGGCCAAGUUGCCCUUUCCGUACAACGUGCCCCCGCCUCUGCAGGCGGCGGCGGCAGCAGCGGCGGCUGUCCCAAAUCUAAGGUUUCAGACACCCAUUAAAGCGUUUGCCUGCCUGACAGCAGCCACAAGGUCAGUAUCGGAGAUGAACGCCACUUCUCUAUAUGCCGGCAAUCCCAUGGAGAACGCGGCCGCAGCCGCUGCCGCCGCAGCAGCGGGCUUGAUUGAUCCACAUCACAACCGGGAUUUGCACCAGGCAUUGGUGGCUUCGAUAGCCAACAAUGGUGUGGCCGCCAUUGGCGGUGGCUUGACCACAGCGGCGGUCUUGAAGAGUGCCGCCCAGCAGCAGCAGCAGCAGCAAGCACAGCAACAACAGGCUGUGGUGCAACAGAGCCAGAACUCGGUGGUCGUGUCCUCUGGCCAGGAUCAGCCCAAACAGGAGCAGGCCCAACAGGCCGCCUUGGCGCUGCUCAAGGAGAACGUGAAUGCCUCGGCUGGGGCAGGACAGAAUAAUGGCCAGGUCGCCCUGGGGGGCAGCAACAAGAGCGGCUCCUCCGGCCGAUCCACACCCAGUCUGAGCGGAGGCAGUGGCUCCGAUCCGGCACCGGGCAAACUCUUUGUCGGCGGUCUCAGCUGGCAGACAUCGUCGGAUAAACUCAAGGAAUACUUCAAUAUGUUUGGCACCGUCACCGAUGUGCUCAUCAUGAAGGAUCCCGUCACCCAGCGCAGUCGCGGCUUUGGUUUCAUCACAUUCCAAGAACCCUGCACCGUGGAGAAGGUCCUCAAGGUGCCCAUUCACACACUCGAUGGCAAGAAGAUCGACCCCAAGCAUGCCACCCCAAAGAACCGACCCCGUCAGGCCAACAAGACCAAGAAGAUCUUUGUGGGCGGCGUCUCGCAGGACACCUCCGCCGAGGAGGUCAAGGCCUACUUCAGCCAGUUUGGUCCCGUCGAGGAGACGGUCAUGCUGAUGGACCAGCAGACGAAACGCCACCGUGGCUUCGGAUUCGUCACCUUCGAGAACGAGGAUGUGGUUGAUCGCGUCUGCGAGAUCCACUUCCACACCAUCAAGAACAAGAAGGUCGAGUGCAAGAAAGCCCAGCCCAAGGAGGCGGUCACCCCGGCUGCCCAGCUCCUCCAGAAGCGCAUCAUGUUGGGCACCCUGGGCGUACAGUUGCCCACAGCUCCGGGUCAGCUGAUUGGAGCCCGCGGCGCUGGCGUGGCCACUAUGAACCCUCUGGCCAUGCUCCAGAAUCCCACACAGCUGCUGCAAUCCCCGGCAGCAGCCGCCGCCGCCCAGCAGGCCGCCCUCAUAUCACAGAAUCCGUUUCAAGUACAAAACGCCGCCGCAGCAGCCUCGAUGGCCAAUCAAGCGGGCUUCGGCAAGCUGUUGACCACAUAUCCGCAGACCGCGCUGCACAGCGUCAGGUAUGCACCCUAUUCGAUCCCCGCCAGCGCCGCCACUGCCAACGCUGCCCUGAUGCAGGCCCAUCAGGCGCAGAGCGUGGCCGCCGCUGCCCAUCAUCACCAGCAGCAGCAACAGCAGCAGCAUCACCACCAGCAGCAGACCCACAACGCCCAUGUGGCCGCCGCCCAGCAGCAGCAACAGAGCCACCAGCACGCCGUCUCCAACUCCGCUUCGCAGGCGCACUCGGCGGCAGCGGCUGCCGCUCUGGCGGCCAAUGCCGCGAAUGGAGCCGGUGCCGCUGGAGCCCACAGCCUGGCCGCUGCCGCCCAGCAGGCGGGUUUGAUGGCCGGCAAUCCCCUGAAUGCCGCUGCUGCCGCCGCCGCCGCUGCUGCCAAUCCGGCGGCUGCCUACCAAAACUACGCCCUGGCCAAUGUGGAUAUGUCCAGCUUCCAGGGCGUCGAUUGGAGCACCAUGUACGGCAUGGGCAUGUACGUCUAAGACGCGGGUUUUGUUUGGUAAUUUGAAUGAAACACUCACCAUACACCAUACUCCACCACCCCAUACACUCACUCACUCUCAUGUGAAACACCACCACCCCUAGUUGUAGUCCCAUACGAAAUCCACAUGGCCCCCAUCCAUAAAUAUUCAUAGAACCACACAGAAACACUCUCUCAUACGAAGUUGGUUUUCCUUUGAGUUUGGCUUAGUUAGUAGUCCGCAACACGGAAGGCAAAUUAAGUAUUAUAUUUAAGGAGCCCUCGGGCGAGUUCAAUAAAUACUAACUAAUAUAUAUAUAUACAUAUAAAAAAAAUCAUAAGCAAUAUAAGCAACAAACAAACAACAAAAAAAGGAAGCAAAGCAAAGCGAAAUCGAGGAAAAACAAAAUUCAAAACCAAAAAGCAAAAAUUACGGAGCGAUAGAGAAGCAAAAGAAGGAAAACACAUUAAAAACCACCGAUUGUGAUUGCGUUUAAAUGUAGCCGUUAAUAUAUAAUUUUUAGUGCAUAAAAAACCAUUAAACCUAAUCCUAAAUUAAAAUAAACAAAUAAAAAACUAAAAGUAAAUAUAUAUAUAAAUACAUAUUUAUGAAAAGCAAGAGCAAGGAAUGAAUCUUAUAAGUUGACUCACGCUCGAUUAAUCAAGAAAGGCGCUCAUUAUUUAAAAAUUAAAGAAAUCCUUAUGUUUUUGGAGCCGUAAACUCAACUGAAAUCCAUGAGAAACUACUCCUGCAAGGGCAGUAUUAAGUAAUCGAAUGAAACUGCAAAAGAAAACAUUUUGCUCAAGACAAAGAGUUAUUAAUUAAUGUUUAAACCAAGCUAACCAACUAAAGCGAUGAAACCCAAAAUGAAACUAUUAUUUUAGAGGUUUAGUUGAGUUCGAAUUUAAUUCAUCCAGCAUAGAUUACAACAACAGAGUUAACCAAUCACCAACGAACAUCACCAACUCACGUACACAAACACUCGAAAACCCCCAUCCCCCUAUAUCUUCUAUCUCCCUAACUCUGUUCUUUGUACUUAAUAAUAUAACAUAAAACAAUACAAAUACCACAACGAACAAACCAAAUUUCUGUUGUGUUUUGUGUGUGCGACUCUUAUUUGAUUUAGUUUUAGAACUAGUUUAGUCUCCACUCAAUCUCAACCAUUUGUAGCAAGUAACUCAAUAACAUUUGUUGAAUAUUUUGGCAUUUGCAUAUUACUAUUAUUAUAAUUUUGACCGACAGAAAGUUCUCUGGACUAGAGCGGCCUAUUUUAUAUUUUAUAAGACAUUCAAGUGAGAACGACUCCUUAGGGCAGUGUACUAAUCUUCUAGAUUUUGAACCCUCUUUCCAAUUCGUAUUUCAUUUGCAUAACCAUCCAAGCAACUCAUGAACCAGGUAAUAUUACUUUACUGUAGCUUAUUGUUUUAAAUGGCACAAUCUUAGUUCUUAAUAUUAUUUUGUAAUUACCUUAUCUGUAGCAUUUGCAUUUGAUUUUGCAUUCGACAAAUACUUCACCCAUUGAAACCAAGAAAAACAAAUCGAAAUAAGAAUAAAACCGGAGCAGAUGCUCCUGGAUAGUUAUGUAUUUGUCUCAUUUGAAUCGCUUGCAUGUUUAAAGUUUAAUUUUAGUUACUAGUUAUCAUUUGGAAAGUAAUAUUUUGCGUAUGUAAAUAUUUAGUUUAUAUACAUUACACACAUACACACACACACAUUAUAUGGAAAACAAUGAAACAUUUGAAGUAAUUUUUUGUGUUUAAUAAAAACCAACGAACAAAACAACAAACAACUUUGCCAUGAGUUGAGCAAACAUUUGUGUUUUCUUAUGAUUUGAUUAAUUUGACUGUAAAUAUUUGACCACAUUAUAAACUGUAUUAUUUGAUUUGAUUUACCUCGUAAACCACACUCUGUAUCUGUUGUUGUGCUGUGCUGUCUUUCUCUCUAUUUAUCUGCUCCUCUCACCCAUGUGUAGAACUUAUUACAUUUCGAUGCAUUUGCCAGUACCAAAAAGUAAACGAUUGUGGAGAAUUGUUUUUAAUUCCUGUAGACUUUCGCCUCGAGGGGUGAGUAUUAUGAUGUAAUAUCGUUUCGUAUACCAAAGAUUUUGCAUAUUAACCAAAAUUCCAUUCACAUUUGCUGGGCCGAAUUCGAGGCUCGAGUCCCAUUCACCCAUGUGCAGAAACUAAUUUAUUUAUUUAUUGUUAACGCUUAAGACUCUAACACAUUCCACACGUGCUAUGGUGCCAUUUACUUAUCAAUAUGAAUAUUUAUAAUUUUCUUAACUCCUCUGUCAGUUCUCGAUCUCAGAACAAUUGCUUUUAGCAUAAGAUUGAUUUUACCCUGCCCAUCCAAGAAGAAUACGAAAAAUUCCUUUUUACUACGUACACAUGUUUUGUUCUAUUGACAUAAUUUAUAAACAAACCAAAUAAAAAUAUUUAUAUUUGAUUACUGCAUUUUCCAUUUAUUUAUAUUAGCCUAAAAAGCAAGAAGUCAAAAAAUGUUAUCAUAGCUGCCUAUGUUUAUUGUAAUACUUCGAAAGUAAUUUAAAAUUUUUGGUUACUUUUCCGUAUGCUUCAACAUUAAGUCAGAGCGAAAAAAAAGUCGGCCAAUUUCAUAGUUUUUCGUAUUGUAACAGUUGCAACAGUCUGAAUUCGAUAUAAACAACAAUAUGUCUCUUAUAUCCAAUGAAAUGUUUUGUUUUCCAUACUCGUACCAAAAAUAUAUACCCAAAGUAGAAGCUUGCUAAUUUUGAUAUACAUAGUAACCAGAUUGAACAUACUUAAAUAGCGCUCUCUGUAUAAAUAUAUACAUAUACAUAUAUAUAUUUUUUGAAUACCAAUAUUAAUAGAAUAGUAGCUUGUGGUACUCUUCUUGCCACCUAACAGAUGAUUCUGCCCCAUCCUUGGCCUCGUGGCGUGUCCAGACUUUCUUAAAUGAUUUUGAGUGUUGGGCCUCUCGAUAUAAUAUUACGCUGAACGUUGAUAAAACGCAACAAGCCACCUUUGCUCUUCGACCUGGCCGCUCCCAUAGCCUUUACUUAGACGGUGAUAGACUUAAGCAUGAGCAGAAAGUAACGCACCUCGGUGUUACCCUAGACCGCCUUCUAUGCUGGAAGAGUCAGAUCGAUCGAGCAAGGACGAAACUGGGCAAAAUGAACUGGCUACUUCGCCCAGGUAGUGGAUUAUUCCUUCAGGCUAAAGUAAGGCUCUUCAAAGCCAUUGUUCUCCCGACCCUUAAUUGGGGUAUAACAUGCUGGGGCAUCGCUUGCGACAGGUCGUUAAGAAGCGUACAAACUUGCAUCACAAAGGCCCUACGGAGGAUGCUUGGGGUGAAGUGGCACCAUUAUGUCAAAAAUAGCGUUUUAUUUCGUGACACGGGAGUACCAACCGUUACUGAGAUGAUAACACAAUUCUCAAAUCGCUAAAGAGAUCGCUUACUGGUGCAUUUAGACCGCCUGGCCAGACGUCUUGCCACACCCCUGGGUCAACGUCGUCUCCGCAGACGACACCCAUCAGACCUAUGGAUCCUCGGCCGUGAUAGACAUGGGCGACUUUUAUAAUUUACAUUUUUUUAACCAGCUAUAGAAUAUGCCCCACUGUCGCUUCACCCACCCGUUGAUUUCGCGAUUUUUUUGUUUAAACAACAUUCAACAUGAAAACAAGAACCUUACUUGUUAGGCAUGUUACAUAGACUUAUAUCAAAAAAAAAAGAAUAUUUAAUAAUUAAAUUGCUCAAAAUGGAGGGUUGGUUGAUAUGAAUUUUAGUAAGAAUCCAAAACUUAAAGGGAAUCCAACUCCAAAAAACCACAUAAUUAUUACAAAUAAAAAAGUAACUUUCGAAAAUCUAAAAUCUAUUAUAAAGUCAAUCUUAAAAAUAUUUGAGUACUCUAUUCUCGGGAACAGAAACAAAAAGUACACUUGCAUAUCAGCCAGCCCCCAAACCCUCGUACAUUUUACAAAUAGAAUCUGUAUUUUUGAUGUGUUUUCGUGUGGUAUAGCGUCAUCAAGAUAGUCGGUUUUCAGUCAUUAUUUAUUGGCCCAAAAACUACAUUAAGAACUUGCUGUAAUAUAAUACCAACUUUACACACUGCGAAUUGGAUUUUAUAAUUUCGUUUGACUUGUAGGUUGACAACCAACUUAUUGAAAUACAAGAUAUUUAGAUAAACCUAGUUAUUUAUUCCUAUAUAAUAGUUAUUUACACACAUUUAUGAAAAACGCAUGAUGAAACAUGUACAGUAGUCAAUUGAGAAACAUCCCUUAUAUAUACAACGGCAAUCUCCAAGAUUAUGCAGAGACAACCCCAUAUCAUCUGUCACAGUUGUACCCCAAGUCAAGAUCCCAGAAGUCCCACAUUAGCAAGACAUUAGCAUUAACUACGUACAUAAUACCUACAUCAUACACACAUACAUCAUAUGACAAUAAGAUCAACUGUGUUUCAGCAUUCAAGUGUCAGUAUUCGUAAACCAAAUUACCUAACAAACUUAUACUAUGUAAUCGACAAGGAAACCAAUCCUAGGGAACCUUUUGGAUUUGGAUUCGGAUUGAACGGCGUUUUUAAAAAUUGGAAUAGUUGGGUUAGGAUAGCCUUUGAAACAAGUUCUCCCGUGCAACUCAAGUGGCGAAAACUUUAUAGAUAUUUACAUGCAUACAUAGAAACAUAUAUAUACAUACGAUGAUAUUUAGCAAGACCGUGAUAUAUUCAAUUAGUAAAACAAAACAAAAAAUUCUAUAUUAUAUGUAUAUAUCAAUUAUAUAUUGAGGCGUCUCUCAAAAUGUGUCAAAUUGCGUACUAAGAGUAGAAUUUUUGGUAUACCCAGGAAAACCCAGGGAAAAAACAAAGUAAACAUUUCAUCAACUGUUGUUGUGAAGGCUACAAAACAACGCAUAUCACUUUGAUGGUGUCAAAACCCAGAGUUUUCGAGUUUUACCCAAGAAAAACCCAAAUCGAAUGUUAAACUGAAUUUGUGAAAAGAGGUUUGCUGAAGAAUUCUCCAGAGAAUCUUUUUAACCAAUCAACAAAAACGAGAAAACAGCGCAAGAAACUAGAUUUCAUUUUGGAUAUGGUUUUAGAUGACCGACUACGAGUGCAUCCAAUAAUGUAUUGUUGAUUUGAGUGACUCAUGAGGACCAAAUUUUUAGCGAAAUUCAGAAAUCAGGUUUUUAGAUCAUAAAAAAGGUAAAAAUCAUACCCAAAUUUAACUAGUUUAAUUAGAGUCUCUUUAUUUGAUAACCUGGAAUUUUUUGGCUUCUUGCUUAUUUUUUGGCGUUGUUAUAUUUUUCUUAUCAACCAAGCGCUAUGAAUAACACCGACACUAAUACAACCAACACACCCCCACACACUCUCAACAAGCUAGUCAAUUGAUGUGCAUAGGCACAAACUAAGUCUUUAUAAACAAAUGCAAAAAGUGGUAAGUAAAAAGUGAACAACCAACAAUAAAAUUUAAGGGAAAAUUUAAACCAAAAAUCGAACGUACACAAUAAAAUCUAAAAGCAAUUAUUUCCCUUGACUAACCCUGGGAAAUAAAAAAACAACAAAACAUAUAAAUCACAUUGAAAAUGCUCUAAGAAACGUUUAAUUUAAUUUAUCUUAUUGAGAAUUAGUUGGUAAGCUUAAUAUUAAGUCCAAGUGUUAAAUAAUUUCGAAGCAAUGCGUACAAAAGUAUUCACGAGAUACUUUUACGAACAGGCUUUAUAUUUAUCAAUUGCUAAAAUUAUAUUUAAAUGCGUAAUAUAUAAUUAAGAAACCGUGAAUGGCUACUUUUGCUCAUUUCAGAUGCUUAACGAAAUGCUAAAAUCAAAGACAAGAAAAGUCGUAUUCAAACCUAAUUUAAGUGUUAAGCAAGACAAAUUCAAAUAUACUACAAAAAAUGCAUAAAAAUUAAACCAAAAAAAUAUAUACAAUAUAUAUAUAUUUAAAAAGGAUCAUGUUUUCUUAUAUAGCAAGGAAGGAUGAUUACUUUAACUGGCUCGUAACAUAUCAAUUCUACUGAGCUAUAUUUUGAAAUGGAAUGCAAAUUAAAACGAACGAAUUCAACACCAAGUUCAAUUGAUACAACCGUGGUUUUUUUUAUUAAGGCUAAAUACAAUAUAAAUCGUGAAGUAAAUACUCAAAAACUGAGGUGAGUAAAAUCGCUAACGAAAUUUUAGCAGAAAGCCUUGCUAAGACUUUCCUAAUCGAAAACAUAACUUAGACUCGUCUUCCAGCAACUAAUUGAAAUGAAAAAAGUUCUUACACCAAUAGUGACAACGGGAGAAAGAAAUUUUAGGGAUAAUAAAGUUCAGUUAUGUUUUGUCUAAAACCCCCAAUGAUUUCAAAACCAUUUCAAGGGGCAGACCGAGCUCAGCUUUUGGCUAUACUUGUUACACGUAAUCAAUCAGUACAAUUUUUGCAACGAGGAAUUUUAACGAAAAACAACCAUAUGACGGAGAAAUGGUAUAGGACCUUGUUUUGAAUUUUGAUUUCAGGUUCUGCCGCCUAAUAAGGUUCCAAACACACAGAUCGUUUCGACCCCUUACUAAACAAAAAUCGCAGACGGGUGGAAAACUCCUCUUACUAACUGUUGUAAAUUUGUUUCUCCAAAGAUUGGAAUGAAGGUCAAGGAAAGAUAAAAAACAAACUAUAUAAACGAUAAGCAAGUGCAUUAUAUUGAACGAUUUGGUAAACAAUACGAAAGAUAGCAAUAAGUUUUCAUAUACAUAUAUAUAAACGAUAUAACUUCUAGGCCAUAAGCAAACCAGUAUGAAACCCUUUGAAUUGAGUUUGGCUUGGGCUCAGAAUCAUACCCAUAGAUCAGAAAGUAUGCAGUUCUAUUGUAACAGCCAAGCUUAUAUGCAUUUCUUUACGAAAUGUUUAUUAUUUGUUUAGCCUGUAACGAGAAAUGGAUAUAUUAUAUAUACAACACCCUGUAUCUUGUAACUGUAACAUGUAACUGCUGUCGCUCUAUUUCUCGCUCUAUACUUGUAGCGAUGUUUAGACACCAACAUAUAUACUGAAACACAAUAUAUAAUUCUUUCGAUAUAUACAAAGGACAUGUAAACGGUAUUUACUCUUUUAGCCCAAAAUCCCCGAAAUACCCAAAAUCCAAACCGAAAAAAAUCAAACAAAUUGCUGACAAAAAUAUAAUGUGAACCCUUUGUGUAAUUUUCCUUUUGAAAAUCUUCUUGGCAUAAACCCUUUUUGAAUUGAAUUGAAAUGAAUAAAUGAAAUGUGAAAGAAAAUUUUACAAAUA
Molecule: messenger RNA, 9749 nt
Organism: Drosophila subpulchrella
Lineage: Eukaryota; Metazoa; Arthropoda; Insecta; Diptera; Drosophilidae
Gene: msi
Product: poly(U)-binding-splicing factor PUF60-B
Exons: 7
Coding region: 617-2545 (642 amino acids)
Cellular component (GO): cytoplasm
Molecular function (GO): RNA binding
Source: RefSeq, a predicted model, not a curated record